AUGAGGAUUGCGACAUUUCAGUUACGCCCCCGGCUCGCUGACGUCGAGGGCAAUAUCCGGAGAGCUGAUGUACUGGUGGGAAAGCUAGAAAACAUGCUUCAAAGCAAUGGCAAAAGAAAAGGGCUAGAUCUACUGGUUUUGCCAGAGAUGGCGUUCAGUGGAUAUAAUUUUCCAUCCUUGAAGGCUGUACGACCAUACCUCGAGCCAUCGGAGGCCGGGCCUUCCGCUUGCUGGGCACGAAGGAUUGCUCAGAAACUAGGUUCUGUUGUCGCAGUGGGCUACCCUGAGAUCUGCCCCCCUCUGCAGCCUAAACUGCCUAUGCAAGCCAAGACAGGGGAAGAUGCGAGAAAACCGCAUGACGAACGCCGAUUCAACUCUCUGAUUAUUGUCAGAGAGUCUGGGGAGACUUUGGUGAACUAUAGAAAGCAUCACCUUUACUAUACGGAUGACCCAUGGGCUCAUGAAGGUGAAUCCCACGAGAGCGGGUUCUUCCUGAUGCCUCUGUCGGCUGGGCUACAGCAAAAGAUACCCGAGGACAGCGAUGGUGACACCUCCAGUACAGUCGCUCCUCCAAGAAAUGAAAUACCUACCGCCGUGGGAAUAUGCAUGGACAUCAAUCCCUACAAGUUCAUCGCGCCCUAUAGUGCCUGUGAAUUUGCAACUCACGCUCGGUCAAGCGGCGCGAGGCUAGUGAUUGUAUCCAUGGCGUGGCUAACACUGUUAAGUUCCGAGGAACUAGCUACUAUGGAGGACAAACCAGAUAUGGAUACCUUUCAGUAUUGGAUUUCCCGGUUUGCGCCCUUUUUCCUACCCGAUGAGGAGCAUGGGGAGGUAAAAGAUGAGAUUGGCUCUGACAGAGUGGCUGAGCCGCAAGUCAUCAUCGUGUUUGCCAACCGAGCAGGGGAAGAGGAGGGACAGGAAGGGAAAGACACUGCAAGGUAUGCCGGGUCAAGUUGCGUAGUCGGUAUACGACGUUGUCCACACAAAGUGGGGGAUGGGAAUGUGGACAAAGUUGAGAUGCUUAUAUGGGAUAUGCUUGGGGCUUCAGAGGAAGGCAUUUGUCUGGUCGAUACUAGCUCGACGCCCAGAAUGAUAGGAACUGUAAAUAUAUGA
Molecule: messenger RNA, 1113 nt
Organism: Microsporum canis CBS 113480
Lineage: Eukaryota; Fungi; Ascomycota; Eurotiomycetes; Onygenales; Arthrodermataceae
Product: N-terminal amidase
Exons: 2
Coding region: 1-1113 (370 amino acids)
Biological process (GO): protein catabolic process
Molecular function (GO): protein-N-terminal glutamine amidohydrolase activity; protein-N-terminal asparagine amidohydrolase activity
Source: RefSeq, a predicted model, not a curated record